Molecule: messenger RNA, 1465 nt
Organism: Centruroides sculpturatus (bark scorpion)
Lineage: Eukaryota; Metazoa; Arthropoda; Arachnida; Scorpiones; Buthidae
Product: oxysterol-binding protein-related protein 8-like
Exons: 11
Coding region: 77-1465 (462 amino acids)
Cellular component (GO): membrane; intracellular membrane-bounded organelle; cytosol
Molecular function (GO): sterol binding
Source: RefSeq, a predicted model, not a curated record
UGGAAAAUACAGUAUUUAUUUAAAAACCACAUUAAUUGUUUGAAGAUACGAAUUGUGUCUUCAACAACUUAGAACUAUGGCAAACCGGCCACAAAAUUAUCUUAUGUUUUCUGAUUGGAUGAAGUUGCUAACAGUAAACGGUACUUGGGAAGAAAUAUGGGUUAUGCUGAGACAAGAAUCUAUAAAACUGUAUCAACAGAAGAACGAGGAUUUAAAAUGGCUUGGAACUAUAAAACUGAAAUGUGUAAAAUAUGAAGGCAUGACAGAUACCGAACCAAAUACGUUUAAAUUAUUCUUUUCUCCUGAUGAAGCAAUAUGGGCUGAACAGUCUGAAAUUUCUAAAUGGCAAUUAGAACCUUUGCUGUUUCUGGCUCCAUCUGAACUGGCAUAUAAAUGUUGGAUUAAUGCUCUAUCUGUUGUCUCAGAAAAGUUUGUUGAAACAACAAAUGAAGAAGCUGAAACACCUGCAAAAGAAAUAACAAUGAACACUAUUUUAGUAGAUAAAGAUUCAAUGGAAAAUCCAAAAAUAGUUGAAACCGUUUAUGUGGAAAGAGUUUUACAAAAACAAAAUACUGAAGAAACAAUGGAUUUGGGCAAAAUGAUUUGGUCUUUGCUAUCCAAGUUUCGAGAAGGAAACAACUUUUCUCUUCCAAUCAGCUUAUUAGAACCAAGAUCUUCUCUUGAUAAAUUUGCUGAUAGUUUCCUUCAUAUUGAUAUUCUCAGCGAAGCUGCUAUAGAAAAAGACCCAUUGACAAGAAUGAAAUUAGUUGUUAAAUGGUAUUUGUCAGGAUUUUAUCUCCAAUCAAAAAGUCUUAAAAAGCCAUAUAUUCCAAAAAUGGGUGAAGCAUUUCGAUGCUUUUGGUACCAUCCAAAAACAGAUAGUAAGACAUUUUUUUUAGCAGAACAGAUAUCUGAUAAACCUCAAGAAGUUGCCAUUCAUAUUAUCAAUCAAAAAGAUGGAUUUAGACUUAAUGGAAGCUUCAUUGUUAACUUAUCAUUUAGUGGAAAUACUGUGACUCUGAAAGUAGAGGAUAAGAAUUAUCAUGUAACUCUCUUACCAUUUAAAGAAAAAUAUACUUUGGCUAUGAUAACUAAAUUAUGGUUACCAUUGACUGAAGCCAUAUUUAAAAAUGAUCAACAAGCUGCUGAUUAUCAAUUUGCUGAAAUAGUUAAAAAAGUUUUAAAUCCAGAGAAGAUGCCAAAAUAUUUCAACCGGGAUAAAGAUACUCAGUCAUGGAUAUAUAAAUAUAUAGACAGGCCUUUGGGAGUGAUUGCUUCUCCAAAUCACAAGUCUUUCAAGGAUGGCCGAGAGGAGGUCACCGACAAGCCUUGCAGUGGAGGUCCAUCAACCUCCCAAAUUGUCUUCUUUGACAUCAGAGGCAUUAACCACCAUGAAUUUGUACCUGUCAGGACCACUGUAAAUGCAGCUUUCUACUUGGAAGUGUUCAAAAGACUGAAAUCCUAG